AUGGACUGUGGAAUUAUUAUUAGCAUCCAAUUUGCUCCUCUGAAGCGCAGGGCAGGGGAUAAAAUCACUGGCACAAUUAGGAGCACACGAGACAAGAUGGACCCAUUAUUCUUUGAACCGUUUGACAUUACAUCAUCAGCUAUCUAUACAGAGCAGGCAACUCAGUCAAUAUGGAGAAUGGAUAUAGAAAUUAUCAUGGUUAUGAUUUCUCUCACACUGUCAUGUGUUUUUGUUGGAUUGCAGCUCUUCCAUGUGAAGAAGAAUCCAGAAGUACUUCCAUCCAUAUCUAUUAUUAUGCUCGUCAUUCUCACUUUGGGGAAUAUGAUUCCUUUGGUGCUGAACUUUCAGGCUUUGUUUAAAACAAGUGCCAAUCAGAAUGUUUUAUCGGGGAAUGGUGGAUGGCUCGAGGUAAAUGAGGUGAUAGUAAGGGUCAUAAUGAUGGUUGCUUUCCUACUGCAAUUUCGCUUCCUUCAACUUUCAUGGACUGCAAGAUCAAGCAAUGAGGCCUGGUGGGAUUUAUGGUCAGCUGAGAAGAAUACUAUCAAAACAUGCUUGCCUUUGUAUUUGGUUGGAGGACUGAUUGCCUGGUUGGUUCACAUCAUUCAUAACCAAGUUCAUGGAAGAAGACCUCUUUAUGGUAAGCAGCUCCAUGAUUCUCUUUGGGGUAGUCUAAUAUCCUAUGCUGGCUUGAUACUUGAUGGUUUUUUGCUUCCUCAAGUUAUCUUCAACGUAUACUCGGGCUCCAGAGAAAAGGCUCUUGCCCCUUCCUUCUAUAUUGGAACUACUGUUGUUCGAGGACUGCCUCAUGCUUAUGAUGCUUAUAGAAGUCGUUAUUAUGUUCCUCCUCUGAACUCAUCCUACAUAUAUGCUAGUCCAUAUGAGGGUUUUUAUUCACUGGUAUGGGAUAUCCUUGUUCCUUGUGGAGGAAUCUUUCUUUCAGUGCUAAUAUUCCUUCAACAGAGGUUUGGUGGUGCUUGUAUUUCUCCUUUUAAAAAGUCGAUAGAGCCUAAAUCGUACGAGUUAGUCCCCGUAGUGGCCUCUUAG
Zingiber officinale is the source of this 1044-nucleotide messenger RNA. RefSeq lists its product as uncharacterized. The coding region runs from base 1 to 1044 and encodes 347 amino acids. Gene Ontology annotation, cellular component: intracellular membrane-bounded organelle. The transcript has a single exon. NCBI's taxonomy places the organism in Eukaryota, Viridiplantae, Streptophyta, Magnoliopsida, Zingiberales, Zingiberaceae. The record is from RefSeq and is a predicted model, not a curated record.